AAAAAAAGUAAAGAGGGUAAUUUUGCCAAUGAAGGUUACAUGAAGUAUUUCCCUGGGUGCAAGAAGCAAUCCCUACUUCUAACCUAGAGCAUUCUCCCUCCAGAGCUUCUCUUCUCCGACCAUCAUCUGGGCGACGCUUGGCUUCUCCAACCAUCAUCUGGGCGACGCUUGGCUUCUCCGAGCUUCUCCAACCAUCAUUUCUGUGCGACGCUUGACUUCUCCAGCGAGAGCUUCUCCAAACAUUAUCUCUGUGAGAGGCAACCCUUUAGGCCGGCGCUUGGCUUCUCCAACCAUCGACUCUUGGGCGACGCUUCUCUUCUACAGCCCACAAAAACUACCGUCUUCAAUUCCAAGAAGCAGAAGCAGAAUCAGUUCCAAACAUCCCUUAAAUAGACGGUAUGAGUCGUAUUGCUGUGAAACUGCAACCCGGGGUUUCUAUUUCGCCGCUAUAUCUGCCCCAGUUCCUCACCGUUUUCCAAUUUCACCCCGCAGGCACUUUCAGGUCAACAUCUAGUAUAUCUCUUGCUGCGGGAAAAUUAACCGUAAAGCCAACUUCAGCAAUGACAGAUGCACCUGGUAGUGUUAAAGAACAGUUAGCUAGAUUAUUUGAAGUAUCACUUAGAGCAACAUUUCCAGAUGAAUCAGAUGUACAGCCUCAGAUUGCUAUUUGCAACAAUUCCAGAUUUGGAGACUAUCAAUGUAACAAUGCCAUGGGCUUAUGGGCUAAAAUUAGAAGCACAAAUACUAACUUCAAAGGUCCUCAACCUGUUGGACAGGCCAUUAUGUGUAAUCUUCCCCAAUCUGAUAUAAUAGAAAAGUGCAGCAUCGCUGGGCCUGGUUUUGUCAAUGUAGUAUUAUCCAGACAAUGGAUUGCUCAGAGUAUCCAAAAGAUGCUCAUAGAUGGCAUUGAGACAUGGGCUCCAAAGCUUCCUGUCAAAAAGAUUAUUGUUGACUUCUCAUCACCAAACAUAGCUAAGGAGAUGCAUGUUGGCCAUCUGAGAUCUACGAUAAUUGGAGACACCUUGGCUCGUAUGCUCGAGUUCUCUAAUGUUGAAGUUCUUAGAAGAAAUCAUGUUGGUGACUGGGGUACACAGUUUGGUAUGCUGAUCACAUUCCUCUUUGAAAAAUUUCCGAACUGGGAAGCUGCUAGUGCUCAAGCCAUUGGUGAUUUAGAGGAAUUUUAUAAGGACUCUAAAAAAAGAUUUGACAGUGAUCCUGUGUUCAAGGAGAGGGCUCAAAGGGCUGUAGUCAGUCUCCAGGGUGGGGACCAAGAUUACAGAAAAGCAUGGGCACAAAUCUGUGAAAUUAGUCGGAAAGAAUUUCAAAUGAUCUAUGAUCGACUUGGAGUACACUUGGAAGAGAUGGGAGAAAGCUUCUACAAUCCUUUUAUUCCUGAGGUAAUAGAGAUCUUAAAUAAAAAAGGCUUGGUUGAAGAAAGUGAUGGGGCUCGUGUCAUCUUCAUCGAAGGGAAAAGCUAUCCACUUAUUGUUGUAAAGAGCGAUGGGGGUUAUAACUACUCUUCAACUGAUCUUGCUGCCAUAUGGUAUCGACUCAAUGAAGAAAAAGCAGAGUGGAUUAUUUACGUGACUGAUUCUGGCCAGAGAGAACACUUUGAAAUGAUUUUUAUUGCUGCAAAACGUGCAGGCUGGCUUCCGUCUGAUGAAGUGACAUAUCCCAAAGCUAGCCAUGUGGGAUUUGGCAUGGUUUGUGGUGAAGAUGGGAAACGGUUCCGUACUCGAAGUACUGAUGUUGUCAAGUUGACCGAUUUACUCGAUGAAGCCAAGAGCCGGUGUAGAUCUGCUCUCAUUGAAAGAGGCAGAGCAGAUGAGUGGACUGAAGAGGAGCUUGAGAGAACUGCUGAAGCAGUUGGAUAUGGUGCUGUUAAAUAUGCUGACCUGAAAAACAAUAGAUUGACCAAUUACACCUUUAGUUUUGAUCAGAUGCUUAAUGACAAGGGCAAUACUGCUGUAUACCUGCUGUAUGCACAUGCACGGAUCUGUUCAAUCAUCAGGAGGUCAAAAAGAGAUAUAGAAGACUUGAUACAUAAUGGGACACUAGAUUUAGCUCAUCAAGAUGAGCGCGUGUUGGGACUUCAUUUACUCCAGUUCCCCGAGGUCGUUGAAGAAGCUUGCUCAAAUCUCCUACCAAAUAUAUUGUGCGAGUAUCUCUAUAAACUAUCUGAGGACUUCACAAGAUUCUAUAACAACUGUCAGGUGUUAGGUUCGGCCCAGGAAGAAAGCAGGCUGUUGCUAUGUGAAGCAACAGCAGUGGUCAUGAGGAAGUGCUUUCACUUGCUGGGUAUCACUCCCGUUUACAAAAUUUGAGUCUACAUUUGACAACCCAGCACUUUGUAGCUGCUAUUACGUUAAAAAGAAUAGAACCCUCAUUUUGCACACUUUCCCCCCCUUUUGGAACGAUCAAUGGUGCAUUGAGUAGGUGCACCAGUUGUGUUUCUUGAAGUUGAUUUGGCGAGAUGUAGCCGUGAGGCCUGGCUGAUAUCUUAAAUAUAAUUGAUAAGGGGGAUCACACUUUGGUCCAGAUUUGAAAGCUAUUCUUCCAGUCUAGCUGGAACUGGGCCUAUCACUAGGAACGGAAUUAAAAUGCCUUCUUUUUAAUUAUCUGCAAUUGUGGUUGGUAAGAUUCCAAAACUCACAGGUGCCGGAAUUGGUUGUGCACAACCAAGGACCGGGAUGAAGCUGUUAUACACUCAUUUCGGUUUUGAUGGUACCCAAUGGAAGAUUGGAAUUAUUGUUCUGGUAGCGGAUCAAACUAUUAUUUCAAUUUUCAAGGUUACAAGUCAUUAACGCCCUCUAGCAAGAUGUUAUUUAUACUCAAAUUAUAUAAAUAUAUAUUAAAUAUGACAAUCUUUUGAAUGAUUUAUUGUGCUAACUGAUUCCUUUUUGUUUAAUAAUAUCUCAAAUGACACAAGACUAAGUUCAUG
This is a messenger RNA of Cuscuta europaea, 2941 nucleotides long. NCBI's taxonomy places the organism in Eukaryota, Viridiplantae, Streptophyta, Magnoliopsida, Solanales, Convolvulaceae. The record is from the annotation of a GenBank genome assembly.